This is a messenger RNA of Serendipita indica DSM 11827, 1047 nucleotides long. The record is from the annotation of a GenBank genome assembly. Lineage: Eukaryota; Fungi; Basidiomycota; Agaricomycetes; Sebacinales; Serendipitaceae.
AUGUCUUCAACUACCAAUCAGAUGAAAUACGUGCGUUUGGGCAACUCGGGUUUGAAAGUAUCCCGCUUGAUCCUAGGAUGCAUGAGCUACGGCUUGAAAUCCUGGCAAGGCUGGGUGAUCGAGGAGAAAGAGGCCAUUGAACAAAUCAAAGAGGCAUACAGGCUUGGAAUCAACACAUUCGACACCGCCAACUUUUACUCCCUAGGCGAAUCUGAGCGCAUCCUGGGUAAAGCAAUCAAAGAAAUUGGGGCCCCGCGCUCGUCCUUUGUCAUUCUGACCAAAGUCGGACUCCCAACCCCACCAGACGGUGCUUCCAAAGAACUUCUCGAUACCUUGGGUGCUUCUGAUUAUCACAACCACAAGGGCCUCUCCAGGAAGCAUAUCUUCGAAUCGAUCAAGGCUAGCCUUGAGCGUCUUCAGCUAGACUAUGUCGACGUGUUCCAGUGCCAUAGGUUUGACCCAGAAACUCCCAUCGAGGAAACGAUGCAGGCGUUGCACGACGUCGUCAAGGCUGGCUACGCGCGCUACAUCGGAAUGAGCUCGUGUGCGGCCUGGCAGUUCCAUAUGAUGCAAAACUAUGCAAUUACGAACAAGCUGACGCCGUUCAUCUCGAUGCAAAACUACCACUCUCUGUUGUAUCGUCAAGAAGAGGACGAGAUGCUACCAACGUGCAAGCUGUUUGGCGUCGGUACAAUUCCCUGGUCCCCUCUUUCCAGAGGUCUCCUCACUCGUCCAAGGAAAGAUAAAGAUUCAACGAUACGAUCCAAGACAGACCCAUACACUCCCGGUCUACAGAGUAAUGAAGAUCCCAACCUCCUCAUCAUUGAUCGCGUUGAAGAGCUGGCAAAAAAGCGAGGCGUUACCAUGGCGGAAAUAUCUCUGGCCUGGCUAAUUUAUACGAAAGACCCCGUCGCCGCGCCCAUAGUCGGGACAACCAACAUCAAGCAUCUUGGAGACAUGAUCAAAGCACUCGACCUCACACUCGAGCCGAGUGAGAUCAAGUACUUGGAAGAGCUCUAUACACCAAAGGCCCAAGUUGGCUACUGA